Parastagonospora nodorum SN15 is the source of this 684-nucleotide messenger RNA. RefSeq lists its product as hypothetical. The transcript is spliced from 2 exons. Gene Ontology annotation, molecular function: dUTP diphosphatase activity; magnesium ion binding. Lineage: Eukaryota; Fungi; Ascomycota; Dothideomycetes; Pleosporales; Phaeosphaeriaceae. The coding region runs from base 1 to 684 and encodes 227 amino acids. Gene Ontology annotation, biological process: dUTP catabolic process; dUMP biosynthetic process. The record is from RefSeq and is a predicted model, not a curated record.
AUGUCCACCGAUUCCGCCGCCACCCCCUCCGUAACCCACGACCCCCCCUCCCUCCCAAACUCCCCGCUCCCAAAACGCACAAAAGUAAUCGACCCCUCGCCCCUAACAACCGCUUCGGGCACCGCAACGCCCACGCCGCUCGCCAGCGCAAUCGACAUGGCCGCACUGCAACCCCCCGCGCCAAUUGCGCCCAGCGUACUCGCCGCUGCGAGCGCCGAGCAGCAAUUGCAAGUUCUGCUGCUGAGCGACAAGGCGCGCGCCCCGACCAAGGGAAGCGUGUACGCCGCUGGGCAUGAUUUGUAUGCGGCCAAGGAUGUGGUGGUGCCGGCGAGGGGGAGGGCGCUGGUACCCACGGAUAUCAGUAUCAGUGUGCCGGUCGGGACGUUUGCUGAUGCGAGAUUGAUCGUAGACGGCCGCGUCGCCCCGCGCUCGGGACUUGCGAACAAACACGGCAUCGACACCAUGGCGGGCGUGAUUGACGCCGAUUACCGCGGGCCCGUGGGCGUUAUACUGGCGAAUCUGUCGGAUGCGGAUUUCGAGGUGAAGGUGGGGGAUCGCAUUGCGCAGUUGAUUGUGGAGAAGAUUGUCAUGCCCGAGGUAGUAGUCGUGGAGAAGUUGGAGGAGAGUGUGAGGGGAGCGGGCGGGUUUGGGAGUACGGGGGGUUUUGGGGCGGCUGCGGCUUGA